AUGAACAGCGGUCCAGAGACGCCCCUGGAGGGCUAUCUGGCCGCAGAGAGCAGACAGAGUCUCUUUGAUCCACCGACUGCGCUGGUCCACUAUCCCGAUGCUGGCGCGACGGGCAACACGAGCGCGAGCUAUGUCGUGCCUAUCCUGCUGGAGGCUUUUGCAGACAUCCUCCCGGAGCUCCUCGUGACCGUUGACCCGUCUCGCUGCAGUCAUCCUGUCGUACAAUUCUCAGACUAUGAUGUCAUUGACUUUGACAUGGCUCAUACCGGACGAGGGCUCUGCAACGCUUAUCCUAUUCGCAAGGCGCUCACGCGAAAACAUCAUCUGCCUUUGACUGUUCAGCAUUAUGUCGCCAAGCGACCAUGCUCAGUGCUCAAGGACGCAUUGCCUCUUACGUGGACGUUCGAGCUCAGCCAUGCAGACGAAUUGGACGAGUUGUGGCUCGAUGAGCUAUAUGAUCUCUCAGCUGCUCUGGAUGAUUCGGCCGACAAGACGUACAUCCUGAAGCCAAGUAUGGCCGACAAGGGUCAAGGCAUUCGAUUAUUUCGGACAAAAGAAGAGCUCGAGCGGAUUCUGGCCUCCUUUGAAGAAGCGCAAGACAGAUCUGAUGAUGACGAUGAUGAUGAUCAGUCCACUUCCGUUAGCCUCAGUCGGAUGCGAUGGUUUGUCGUACAAGAAUACAUCGAGCCGGUCUUGCUCGACGUUGGAUGUUCGCCUUCAGUCUUGACAGGACGCAAAUUCCACUUGCGCGUCUACGUGCUCGCUGUCGGAGCGCUUCAGCUGUACGUCUACGAUGAAUAUCUAGCACUCUUCGCCAGUGAGCCCUAUGUGCCCUUUAGCGACAAGACCGACAGCUUAGCAGCCCAUCUGACAAAUACAUGUUUGCAAGAUCAACGAGAUGCGCAGGAGACGGUGCACGCCUUCUCAAGUCUCAUCGAUCAGCCGCUUGCCAGCGGUCAGCUGGCAGCCGACAGAGUCGCAUCCAUAAAGCAAGGCAUCAAUGCGAUCGUUGCCGAGCUGUGGCAGAGCGCGCUCGGUCAGACGGCUCACUUCCAGCUCCUGCCGCAUUGCUUCGAGAUCUACGGCCUCGACUUUCUCCUCGACGACAAGCUUCAGCCGCGCCUGCUCGAAGUGAACGCUUGUCCCGACUUUGCGCAGUCAGGAGAGCAAUUGCAGCCGCUCAUUCGAGACUUGCUGAGAUCCACGGUCGAGAUUGCGAUAGCGCCCUCGCCGCUUAUCCGCCUUACCGGUGCAACCCAAGACCGACCGGACUCCAUGAAGAACGAUCGACAUGGCCAGUUCAUCAAGCAGCAACCGGAGCGCAAGCUUGCAAGCGCAGCCAAGCCAGCUGAGCACGGACCGUCCUGCUCACAGGCGAGCGUAGGGCGAGAUCGCACCGCACGCAGGGCCUCGCAUGGGCUCAGUACAAGGCAAAGCUCAGCGCCAUCGGUCACAUUGCCUGCACAUGUAUCGCUCUCGCAGGCGCUGCAGAGCGUGACCACCAGCGUCCUCGUUCACGCUUUCCGGCUAGCGGGUCUGUCUGCUGCUCAGAUGGCUGCUACGGCAUCCUAUGGCAGGAUGGUCGAGCCUUAUCGCUCAGCAAGUCAUUCGCCCGGUCAGUCGCCUCGCCAGAUGGCAUCCCAUCAGUCCAGUCCGCGAUCGCCGUCUCAGCUCAGGCAGAGCCAUAGCCCGUCACCGGAGAGCAGACUCGCCCAGGCGCAAGAGCUGGAUGAUUCUGCUGGAGUGCAUGGUGCGACACAGCAGGAUGUCCAGCUUAGCAAACGUUCUUCGAAAUCGCUCCCGACCAGACGUCACGCACCCUCGCCAGCCUCUGGUCAGCCCUUGCAACAAUCUGCUAGCGCUUCGCAAAGGUCUGCAAGCGCCUCACAGGCAGCAGACUGGCAAUCAAGCCUAGCAUCCUAUAGCAUGGCUGCCCCGUCAGCCUACACGCUCAGCCCGAUACCUGCUUACGCUGGUCCGCAACGCUCGACGACGGAGCAACAGCCGACAGAGGGUAUACGGAACAUCGGCAAGAGACGAUACACUGUGCUCAAAGAGGUCGGCGACGGCUCCUUUGGUACCGUCUGGCUUGCCGACUGGCACUCGCCGCUUGCCCUACCUCCUGGGACGAUGCCCCCAGGUCCAAGCUCGAGACCAGAGUACAAGGGCAAGCAGCUCGUUGCGAUCAAACGGAUGAAAAAGGCAUUCAAUGGCGGCUGGGAUGAAUGCAUGAAUCUGAAAGAGCUCAAGUCGCUACACACGAUCUCGCAGCACGCGAACAUCAUCCCGCUCUACGAUGCGUGGCUGGACCCAUCCACUCGAGAGCUUUACUUCGUGUUCGAGUGCAUGGAGGGAAAUCUCUAUCAGCUAACAAAGUCUCGUAAAGGAAGACCUCUUGCUCUCGGUCUCGUCGCUUCGAUCUAUCAUCAGAUCCUGUCUGGUCUCAACCACGUGCACACAUCAGGCUACUUCCACCGGGACAUGAAGCCAGAGAAUCUGCUCAUCACGACGACCGGCUUGGCGGCGUAUCCGUCGUUCGCAAGCUUCUCACGAGCAGGCGCAUCGCCAGAGAAGGAUGUCACUGUCAUUGUCAAAAUUGCCGACUUCGGGCUUGCGCGAGAAUUGAAGAGUCAGCCGCCUUAUACGGAAUACGUCUCGACACGAUGGUAUCGUGCACCGGAAGUCCUACUGCGAUCGAGGGUCUACUCUGGACCUGUCGAUACCUGGGCUCUCGGUACCAUCUUGGCCGAAAUCGUCACGCUCAAACCAUUAUUUCCUGGACAGACAGAGAUCGAUCAGGUUUUCCGGAUAUGCGAGAUCCUCGGCAACCCUGGGCCAGACUACGGCUUCAAUGAAAGUGGUGAGCCCAUUGGAGGAGGCGAUUGGCCAGAUGGCGUACAGUUGGCAUCUAAAGUCGGCUUCAAUUUUCCCAAGAUGAAGCCAAUACCCUUGCCGUCCCUUUUCGACAAUGAGAAGGUGCCGCCUCAGCUCAUAGACUGCAUUGCUGGUCUGCUUCGCUUUGAGCCUACACGACGACGCACGACGCGACAGUGCCUCGAACACGCGUUUUUCCGCGAGGUCGCACCUUUGCUGCUGCCUAAAGCGCUGCCGAGCCGAUCGUCUAGCUCUGCGUCGCGAUCUGCGGCACAGCUCGAGGGCACCAUGCCUGUUCCCGUCAUGUCACCUCGAGAUCUCCCACCCUCGCAUUCACAUCCUGCAAUGAUGAGUGCGCCCGGCAUGGUCACUCAGAAGAGUGCGGGCCGGUUGGUCAUUCCUGGCGUUAUGCGUCCGUCCAUCAGAGGUCGCAAUGACUCGAUCGCUGAUUCGACAUAUUCCUAUCCCGAUUCGAUGUCUUCCUCCAACUCAGGGCCACAGCUGCCAACAGGCUCAUCGAUACGAGCCUAUGCCGAGUCGACUACCUCCUACGAUGGUCAAUCAGACCUGGAGCGCUCACCGCUACCAAGUAUGUCCAGGCUCAAUAUCGACCCGCAUCAUCCUUACGACGCGCGAGAAGGUCGUCGCGGGUCUGUCGCGGGCUCGACCUUUUACGAUGGAUCUGUGUUCGAAGGCGCUGGUGGCAGUAUCACUUCCAGCAUCUCUCUGCCACUGUAUGAUGCUGCAAAGACGCAGACUGCUGCAUCGAGCUCGCUUGACUCGCUGGCACUCCCUGCACGCGAUGGCCGAGCCAGCGCAGAAUCCUUCUCACAAGCCAGACCGAAAUGGUCUGUCCCAUCUGUCUUUGGUGGCGCAUCCAGAGCCUCGGCCUCGUCAGAUGCGGCUUCGCAGCGGUCACAUACCCUCAAACGCUCGCCCUCAGAUGCUCAACCAUCGUCGUACAUGUACACCGACAGCUCAGUUGGCGACAGCAAGAAGGCCAAGAAGGAAGCCGAGAAGCGGGCCAAGGAAGCAGAGAAAGCUCGGCGCGAUGCUGCUGCCAAGGCUGCGCGCGACCGUGCACGAGCGGUCGUUCAGAAGAAGCAGCAGCUCGAGCGAACCCAGGACCGCAAUUACGAUCCCCUGAAUUUGCACAAGCUGGAUGACACGGCGCCGACAGGUUCUACACAUCGUAGCAGCGCUCGCACCGGUCUUCAGCCAAUCAACGAGCACAAUGCCGCUCUGCCUACGCAGCCGGCAUACGACCCUCGGCGGUCUUUCCGCAGACCAGAAGACAGCGAUAUGCAGUCAGUUUCAAGCGGAGAGACAGGACAUUCGGGAGGCGAUAACGCGUCUGUCUUCACAAUGGAAUCCGAUCCUGGCCUCAGCCGACAUCCGAUGCGAAAGAUGCCCUCCAGGUCAUCUCUGCAGGCGCCAAGCUUCAUGUCAGCGCCGAGCUUUGUAUCGAACGCGGCGUCAGCAAAUUCGCUCGAUCCGCAGCUAAUGCAAGGCUUCCAAGGUCUCAGCGCCGUCGAUCAACCGCAGCAAUCAGGCUACCGCUUGCCGCCGAUCAUGUCCUUCGAUCACCCACCUUCGCGCUUUGGUCCUCAAGAUGGCUCUCGAUUUGGUCCCCAUGACAGGCCGACACCGCCCGAAAUGCGGCCGCCGCCCUUCGGGUUCAGUAGCACUCCAGCAUCUUAUUCCAAUUGCAUCCACAGCCGCAGUCUGGUCAGCAAACUACCCAACAUCAUCCUGUGUUGCAGCAGCACCAGCAUCGUUGAUACCCUCUUUACAGCGCUUGUACGCAUGUUGUUGUCUAGACGCGAGGAAGUCGUCAACUUGAUCCGCUAUGUGAAGUCUACGCGAAGUCUAGGGUGCGCAUGCAAUCAAGCUGCUCAGUACCUAUGCCCUGUAGACUGA
Messenger RNA from Mixia osmundae IAM 14324, 4794 nucleotides. RefSeq lists its product as uncharacterized. The transcript has 9 exons. Gene Ontology annotation, biological process: protein phosphorylation. Gene Ontology annotation, molecular function: ATP binding; protein kinase activity. Gene Ontology annotation, cellular component: P-body. The record is from RefSeq and is a predicted model, not a curated record. Lineage: Eukaryota; Fungi; Basidiomycota; Mixiomycetes; Mixiales; Mixiaceae. The coding region runs from base 1 to 4794 and encodes 1597 amino acids.